CUCUCUAAUCAUGGCGAGUCCAAGAACAAGAAAAGUUCUGAAGGAAGUCAGAGCACAAGAUGAGAACAAUGUCUGUUUUGAGUGUGGUGCCUUUAACCCCCAGUGGGUGAGUGUGACCUAUGGAAUUUGGAUCUGUCUGGAGUGCUCAGGAAAACACCGAGGCUUGGGAGUUCACCUCAGUUUUGUACGUUCUGUAACCAUGGACAAGUGGAAGGAUAUUGAGCUGGAGAAGAUGAAGGCUGGAGGUAAUAGCAAAUUCCGAGAGUUCCUGGAGUCUCAGGAUGACUAUGAUCCCUGCUGGACAAUGCAAGAGAAGUACAACAGCAAAGCUGCAGCUCUCUUUAGGGAUCAGGUAGCUACAGUAGCUGAAGGCAAGGAAUGGUCGAUUGAAACUUCUCCUGCAAGGAACUGGACCCCACCUCAGCCUAAAACAUCUCUUUCUCCUCAUCGUAGUUAUGCUGGACAAUCUCAGACUGCGACUGCCUCUUCUGACAAGGCUUUUGAAGACUGGUUAAAUGAUGAUGUCAAUUCCUACCAAGGUGGCCAAGAGAAUCGCUAUGUUGGGUUCGGCAACACAGUAAACCCUCCAAAAAAAGAGGAUGACUUCCUGAACAAUGCUAUGUCCUCACUGUACUCGGGGUGGAGCAGUUUUACAACUGGAGCAAGCAAAAUUGCCUCUGCUGCUAAAGAGGGUGCGACCAGAUUUGGAUCUCAAGCAAGUCAAAAGUUUUGGGGCUACAAGCAGCAGCCAGAGCCGGCAUCAGAGUUAGGUCAGACAUUAAAUGAAAAUGUUCUCAAACCUGCACAGGAAAAGGUGAAAGAGGGGAAAAUAUUUGAGGAGGUCACCGUGGGGGUAUCCCAGUUGGCCAGCAAGGUUCAGGGAGUUGGGAGUAAGGGAUGGCGAGAUGUCACCACUUUCUUUUCCGGCAAACCAGAUGAUAAUGCUGACAGACCCCCAGAGGGAGGCAGCUACCAGAACAGUGGUGGGGAGAGCUACCAGAACAAUGCUGUAGAUCAGAGCUUCUGGGAGACCUUCGGCAACUCAGAUCCACCAAAAGCUCAUAAAUCUCCAAGCAGUGAGAGCUGGACCUAUGUGGACAAUUCCACAGAGAAGAAGAGCUCCGAUAGCUGGGACGUGUGGGGCUCAGGAACAGUCUCCAACAACAAGAACAGUAACAGCGAUAGUUGGGAAAACUGGGAAACCAACUGGGAAAACGCAGGAGGAGAGAGCAAGACCAGAAAACCUCCUAAGGCAACAAAAAAGGCAUCUUCAGCUGGUGAUGGGUGGGAUAACCAGAACUGGUAGAACUCUGUUAACCCUGUUUUGCACAGCUAGCAAAGGGAGGCUGUGCUGGCUGAUGGAGGGGAGAAGGUUUUACAUGCAGCUGGAGUAUUGUGGUUGACCUUUACUGAUCUGUUACUUUUGUGCUUCCUGUUCAUUCUCCUUUCUUCUGUCCUGGUUUAGAAAAACAGAAGUAGCAUCUGAAUCUUUUAUUGCAUAAAGGUGGCUCUCCCUUUUUUAAGCCCAGUGCUGACUGUAUCCUCCUUGCGCUGUCAAAGCUGGGUACAGUGACUUUCUUAACAUGAAUGUUCAAAGGGAAGAAAGCAGUGCAAGCACAUCUUCAUGGCACAGCCUUGCAUGUAUAGGUUAAUAGGUGUUCAUCCAGUCCUCAUGUAACUUGAGAUGACCUGAGGUGUUCAAUGCAAAGGAAGGACAGGGUUUGUCUUGAAAAGAUAUCCAUUAAAUAACAAGCUGCAGUUGAAUAGAUGUAGUUCAAAUGCCUUACGGAUUGCUGUGACUAUAUUUAGUCUGGCAAUUCAAGAUGGCCAUUAAGAUUAUUUUCUAUUGGAGCUUUGUUUUUAAACUUUGAGGGUUCUUUUUUAGCCUUUUAAAUCUUAUUUUCUCCCCUUAAUAAGGAAUCUAGAGCUAGAUAAUUCCUUGUAUAAACUCAUAGUUCUGACCUGAGCUAUCAAGGGAUAUCCAGAAUGGCUCUACCUGCCCUUCUUGUUCAAUGGGUCAAGACUUUGUGCAGUGCAGCUCUUCUACACAGACAAAAUGCCAGUCUGUGGUGUUCUCCUUCCCCCAGUUUGACUAUUUUAUAUAGUCUGGUUUUUAUUCUUGUCUUUCUUCCUUCUCCCCAUCAUUUUUAUCAAAAGAGAUAAAAUAGAAAUCAUUCUGCUGCUCACAGCCUUUUGGACGUCUGUUUGGCAACUUGGCAGUGAAACAGAUCUAUAGAAGAGAUUCCCGUAAUAAAAAAUAGAUGGAAAAUAUGAAGACGUUGAGGAGAGAGGCUGGCAGCAAGCCCCUUCAAGAUGAGUAGAUGUCUGGCUUCAAUAGUAAAGUUUAAGUUAAGCAGAUGUUUUCCAAAUGAAUCUUUAAUAUGUCAAACUAUCUCAGUUUCUGUCUUGGAUUUCUCCACAUUUUCUUCCUGGAUCUUGUUAAAGAAACCCUAUUUUGGGAACUCCAGAAACUCCUUGUCAGCAUUAAGGAAUGGAAUAGAAGAUUCAGUUAUGUCUCUGUUUUGACCCCACAAACUGCUUUGCAUGAAACGAGCCAUAACUUCUACAGAAGAACUGUGACUAUAAGGACAAAGAUGUCCUAUGUAUCCCAUUUUAUUUUUGGGGUGGGUUGUAAAUGUACACCCAGCCCAGAAACAAGCAGCUCACUUGGAAACUUCAAAUCAUUAUGUCAUUGCCUAGUCUGCUUUGAUACCAGCAUGGAGUUCUCUACUGUGGAUCUUGAUAGAUGCCUAAAAAAGCCUUUUCUUCUUAAAAUGAGUUAAUUUGUUCAAGCAAACAACUUAAGUUGUCAAAGUUUCCUUAAGUACUGCUUCAUCUCUUUUUUUCCUCUUCUUGGAUGUUUUUGAGCCUGCAGUAAUGUGAAGAGAUUUGAAAGGAAGGGAAAUUAUGAAUCGCUUCAAAAGUAGCAGAUUUUAAAGGCUUCAGUCUAAGUAGGAGUAGCUCUAUUUAUAGCCUCAUUCUGUAUUUCUAUUAGUAGGAUCUUUCAGAUGGUGAGCAAAGUAUUUUUCUAGUCUUCUCUAGCCCUGUCCUGUGAGACUUGGCAUGUCUCUUUAUUCCCCUUGCUUCUCCUGACAGCGUGGUCUCUGCAGGACCCAGGCACUGCUCCAGGCUGAGCCAUCCGAGGCAUGUUCUCACCACCACGCUGACCCUUUGGAAGUGAGAGCUCUCAGUUUACAAUGCUGCUUGUGGGUACCAGUGCAGAUGUUUACAGCCUGACUUGGAAAACAAGGCUUUUGUUCUUCUUUUCCUCCAGUUCCGAGUAUACCUUUGUCAUAGCUUAACUGCAUGUCAAACGUAACCUUGUAUUUUGAUGCAUACACCUCUGUUGCCUACUUGUCAUUUGUGUGCUGCCCAGUCUGAAGCUGUAAUGCAUGUGCUCGGAGCAAGUGCCGCAUGGUGGGAAGUGGCACUGCCUGGUCCUUGGCCAACGGUUUGUCUUUGUGAAGUGUUGCGGUGAUGGCAAAACCUAUCCAAUGGGUUGCACUGCUGCUGUCUGUCUGGAGUGAUGUGAAGCUGAUCCAGCUUCCUGUGUAUGGCUAUUACACUUUCAUAAACCUCCUGAAAUAGCUCAUGGCGGGGUAAGCUUUAUUUCAGCCCAUUCAAUCAACAGUGAAUCAGCAUCCAGUAACUGCGAUGUGUAUGCGUGCGUUCUGCUCAGCUGCGUGGCCUGCCUAAGGGGGAGCUGGUUGAUUUUCAUCACUUGCAGCUGGGAUUGGCAUGAGCCAUUGGUUCCUCUGGUUUUAGUUUUGUGUCUCUUGAAACUUUAUGUACUGAAUGAACCUAAACAGCCAGAGCCCUACUCAGGCAGAAGCUUUGGGUAAUGAUUUGUCUUCGUGUUGAGGAGACAGGGGCAGAGCAGUUGCUGUCUCUCUUCUUGCGGUGCUGUAGAGAGGCAACAAAAUGCCACAAAACCCAGAAAGGUGGUACUGGAAGAUAGUAAAAACCAGUAAAAUGGUAUAAAACAUAACUGCAGCUGCAAAGCUAUUACCCCAGCUGGUCUCAGUUUCACAGGCAGAUGGGUAUUUUUUUAUGACCUGUCUGAGUAUUUUCCCGUGUCUUCCAGAGGAGAGGGUGAAAUGAGGCAUUUUUGUUUGUAAAGCCUCUGUUUUACUGGACUUUACUCCCGUUUUCUUUCCAGUCCCCCACUGUGCAUUACCAAUUGUAAGUCCUACAAGCAAAUUGCAGUAGGUGAAAUGAGCACUGCGACAAUCGGACAUUGUGGUGCUUGGUUUAGCUUCUCUGGUGUUUCAGACUGGUUUAUUCCUUAGUAUGGCUUCAACUUUGGGAAAUACAGAGUAGUUGGAUUCCUGCAGGUGGUCUGAUAUAAGAGAAACUUCAUGACAUUCAAACCAAGUGCUGCUUGCAGAGCAGGGAAAGUCUUGGAGAAUGUCCCCAAGCCAGGAGCCUCAUCCCAAGAGUUAGGGAUUACUUUAAACUUGUUUCAUUUCUCUCUUGAAACCUGUUAAGAAUUACUGCAUUUCAAGAAGUCUUUGGCCAGCUCUCCCUCACGGUUGAUACCUCCAGGAUGAUUCUGCUGCUUUGAUUUUUCCAGGCCAGACUGUGUAACAUUCCAUGGAUUCAUAAUGUAUUUAUCAGUGUAAUGAUCUGUGCAAUAAUUUAACAAGCGUAGGUAAAUCCUUUCUUGCUGAAUCCAGGAUACAUUUAAAGAUACAGUUGUCCUCUUGGAGAGCAGUGGCCUACAGAGGUGUUUUAGCUCCCACCUUGCUUUGGCAGUACUGAAAGAAAGGCUUGAGCAGGGAUUUAAACAGGCAUCAAGCAGCAUUUCAAUGUCCAUUCUUAGGGUUUGACUGUAGUGGCUUUAGUGACCUCUGGUAGAGCCCUCUGUCAUUGUCACACCCAUGGAAGCUUGGUCAGUAUGGAAUACUGUAUCUUUAAUCUUCCUGCUGUGUUUUUGUGACUUUCACAGGAAUGGCCGUUUCAGUGAACACUACUCAUUGGUCUGUAGAGUGGUACCAGACUUGAACUGCAGUGUCAGCUUUUAAAGAGCAUUAUAAUAAAGCAAAGAGAAACGGA
Pezoporus flaviventris is the source of this 5055-nucleotide messenger RNA. It is a transcript of the gene ARFGAP1, whose product is annotated as ADP ribosylation factor GTPase activating protein 1. Bases 11 to 1306 code for a protein of 431 amino acids. Gene Ontology annotation, molecular function: GTPase activator activity. Gene Ontology annotation, cellular component: Golgi membrane. The transcript is spliced from 14 exons. Gene Ontology annotation, biological process: regulation of ARF protein signal transduction; regulation of endocytosis. Lineage: Eukaryota; Metazoa; Chordata; Aves; Psittaciformes; Psittacidae. The record is from RefSeq and is a predicted model, not a curated record.